This is a messenger RNA of Diprion similis, 390 nucleotides long. RefSeq names its product small proline-rich protein 2H-like. Lineage: Eukaryota; Metazoa; Arthropoda; Insecta; Hymenoptera; Diprionidae. Bases 1 to 390 code for a protein of 129 amino acids. The record is from RefSeq and is a predicted model, not a curated record. The transcript has 2 exons.
AUGUUGUGCGAAGAAAACGAUGGAAAAAAAACUAGCACCCUACCACCACCUUGCCGCCAUUGUAGGCCACCACGUUUCCAUUGCCCAACUUCCGGCUGCCCUCCUCCGGAACCUUGUCCACCACAGUGGCCAUCUUGUCCAGAACCCUGCCAACCCCUGCGGUGUCGUCAGCCUCCUGGAAAACCGGUGCCGCCUCCGACGCUGUGCAUCGCUAAACCUUGUCCAGAACCGUCCGGGAUAAAACCCCCGUGUUUCCCGCAGCCCCCGAAAAUGAAACCGCCAAAAACAAGCGUGAGAUUUUGUAUCCAAAACACGUGCGAAGGAUCUACCUACUGUCCUUGUUACGAGGCGGAAAUGCCCUGCUGCAGUUCUAAGCUCUGUAAAGAGUGA